Molecule: messenger RNA, 504 nt
Organism: Trypanosoma brucei brucei TREU927
Lineage: Eukaryota; Euglenozoa; Kinetoplastea; Trypanosomatida; Trypanosomatidae
Exons: 1
Coding region: 1-504 (167 amino acids)
Molecular function (GO): metal ion binding
Source: RefSeq, a predicted model, not a curated record
AUGGCAAAGAAGAACAAGCACGUGGAGGUGAAACCGUCCAAGUACAGAACGACACUGUGUGAACACUAUCAGCGAGAUGGGCAAUGUCCGUACGGGGACCGUUGUGCGUUCGCGCACGGUGAACACCAACUGCAUACCGAAGAACAGAAUAUGAAGCUUCUCCGAGAAACCGGUCUCCGACGUUUGGAUGGCGUUGCGUUACCCGUGAAGACGCCAACCCGCGGGAUGCCAUCUGACAGCCCAUCCCUCGUCCUCACACCCACGAUGCGACGACAACCCACUUUUAUUUCUCUCCCGUCUCAGCUGACUGCAGAGAAAGAUGCCACCCAAGGAGGUGAGGGGAGUGAGGGGGGAAGCAAGCAAGUGUACAAUUCCAUCACUGAGUCGUCAGACUCGGAUAAAGAACCCCCACACCCAAAGUGCCGUAGCGAAUUCUCGGCAAGCUGCUCAACGGAAAAUCCAAUGAGGUACCGACACAACCCCUACGGCCUUUAUGUUUUCUAG